AUGACUUAUUUUCUGGAUCGCCUCGGGAAAAAUAAGACCAAACAAACUCCCCUGAAAGUCAUCACCACCCUGCCUACCUGUCCAUCUCCUGCUCAACAGAAAGCAUUGAAACGAAACAGUAAAACAUGGAGUCGUUCCAGUUCCAUAUCCAGAAACAUGCCUACCACACAACCAACCUCUCCUACAGAAGUCAAUCUGCUCUUUGACCAAAUGCUGGAGAGACGCGGAAUUCACGAUGAGAAUGUUCAAAAGCACAUGCAAUCAUGGGAUGCAAGCAAGAAAUGGCUAAUGAUUCAUCAAGACAAAGAAGCAGAACAACUAAUGUUGGGUCACCACGACGAAAGACAACCAAGUUCAACGCCUCUCCUGAGUGUCCUUGCCGAAAAGGCUGGACAUGUGUAUGCGGCUACCUUGGAAGCAACUACUCCUUGGUCAGCAACCAGCGGACGUGCACGAUUUACUCAAAGCUAUGGGCAGGGGUUGAGUCCUAUUACACGUGCAGAGAGGAGCGAACUUGGGCUGGAAGAACAUAUGACUUCAGAUCCCAAUUCACCCGUCUUUUUUAUCCAGAUGUUGAUGAUCACUCGAAAGCGCGUCGUAACUCCUAUUGCAGUUUCACGACUAGAAGUAAGCCUACGAACCCAUCCGAUUAGUUGGGUCAGCCAGUUUAUUGAUCUAAAGGGGUUUCGUGUACUUACAAAUGCCCUUGAAUUCAUGCAUCGUAAGCAAGAAAGGGCAGAAGAAGACAACGACGUUGAAAUCGAGAUUGUCAAAUGUAUCAAAGCAUUAUUAAAUACAAAAGCCGGCGUUCGAGAAGUUAUAGCUUAUCCUAACCAUAUAUACCCAGUAAUAUUUUGUCUAUACCGAUCCCACUGGCAAACUCGCAAAUUAGUAUGCGAGCUUCUUGCAUUCCUCUGUUACUGUCAUCCGCGCGGAUACAAAGAUGUCUUGGAUGGAUUUGAGCUCUUGAAAAUAUAUCAGCAAGACUUGGUUUUAUUCGAGUCAUGGCUUAAAGGCUUUGAACGAAUAAUUAUUGAUUAUAAACAAGGAGAAGCUCCUUGGUCACUAAGGGAAGAAUCUGGGAAGACAGGCGAUUUGAACAUGUCAAGCAAUCAUCUGAUGGAGUAUGCGGUCUCCAAUAUGAUACUCGCAAACGCACUUACAAAAGUGUCCAAACACACACAUUGCCAAAUUCGUAUACGAAACCAACUCAAUGCAUGCGGGAUGCAAACACAAAUAUUGCCUUUGUUGGAUACCCUUAAUUACCCUUUAUUGACUCUCCAGAUUGAAUCCUUUCGACUUGUAGCUGACAAUGAUUUUGAAGACGCGUUUGGGGACGAAAUGUCUCUCUUUUCUGACGUUUCAGAGCCAUCCGAACUAUUUAACCAUGUACUGAUAAACCUAGAAGACGCACCAGAGGCAAUGGAGUAUCUCAAGAAUAUUCUCCGUAGUAUGAUCCUAGUAAAAGGAGAAACAGACUGGAAAUCUAACGAAAUGGACCCCCAAAUUUCUACAAGAACACACAAUUAUCAGGCCAUGAGUUCAUCAAUAGCAGAUAUUGUGAUGGGUCGCUCAGAAAGUUCUUCUUCUGAUACAUGUAGUACUCUAAACAGUAUUCCAGUUGGAGAUCUAAUACAGAAAUACAAUGACAUUGGUAGAAUGAAUUACAUGGAAAAAGAGUCUGCUGAGGUGAGACAGCGUAUGAAUGCCGCCUUUUCCGAAAAGCAUGAAUUGGAAUAUGAUAUCAAUUCCUUAAAAAAACCAACAGCCUCGAACUCCAAUACAACUAUCAAAUGUUAUGAGUUAAAACAGGAAGAAGAGCUUAUGCAGAUGAGAAAUCAAGUUAAUGUCUUUGUUGGUAUCCUAAAACAGCAUGGCUUGCUUCCAGAACUUGACAUUGGGCGAAAAGGAUCAGUAAAAUCAAGAACAAAAUUCAUGUCCAAAGCAACGAAAGAAGACUCAUUACAAAAUAAGAGCUUGAAAGACAACAUACAGCUAUCAAGAUCAACAUCCAAAUCAACCAGAGCAGAUUCUAAGGAACCACAGUUACCUUUACGCCCUCAUCCGUAUCCACCCCCACCACCGCCUCCAUUUCCCAUGAGAAACCGUAUUCAAUGCAGUCUUGGAUGUAUCACCAGCAUAGUAUCAUACAAAGUGUGUGUAUUUGUGUUAAAAUAUACUUUUACUGGUUAUCAGGAUAUGAAGCGUCUAGAAAAAACAUAUCUCUUACAAGUAUGUCCAAAAAAUACUUCAAGGGCAGGACCCAUUGUAUCUUCUGGUCUUAACCGGAAGCAUAUAAAUUAUAUACCAAGCAUAAAGUUAAAAAACCUGCAAUGGAAAAAACUUGAUGCGCAUCGAGUUCAGGAUACUGUGUGGUCUCAAAACACUCUGCAAGACAAUACUCUGGAAAGUAUUCUAAAGGAUACUGGGGUUUUUGAUACGAUCGAAAAGAUGUUCCCAGCCCAGGCUAAUACAUUUCUUGAACGUACACAAAAGAGGAUCCAAGAAGGAAAAUCAGAAAGAAAGUUGAUCAAGUUUCUUUCCAAAGAAAAAAGUCAAAAGAUCAACAUUGCAAUUCUUUCAAAGAUAAAGCGUGUACCAUCUUUUGGGCACGUACGUAGACAGAUACUCUGUUUUGACAAGGAGUUAUGUACGGAAACAUUUCUGGGAAACUUGCUGGCUUGCUCUCCUAGUAGAGAUGAUAACACCAAAAUAAUGGAAAUAUAUACCAAGAAGUCUGAAAGAGAAUGUGAGGAUUUAGACCUUCCAGAACAGUUUACGAUUGAGAUGCAAAAAAUAUACCGCUUCGAAAGCAGAAUUCGAUUUAUGAUUCUAAAAGUUCAAUUUUGGGAAAGAUAUGAUCAUCUGGUGAAGAGCAUGUCAUUAAUUAUUGAUGCCUCAGAAAAAUUGAAGCAAUCGGAAAAUAUGAAAGAGCUUCUACACCUUAUUCUAAUGGUAGGAAACUUUAUGAACGCCUCAAGCUUCCAGGGUGGAGCUUAUGGAAUGCACAUUGCAAGUUUGAACAAGUUGGUUGAUACAAAAGCAUCAAAGACAUCAAGCCUGAGUUUAUUGCAUAUAUUGGUUGGCAUUAUCAGACGUCAAUUCCCGCACCUUUUGGAUAUAACGGAUGAGCUGAAGGAUGUCAGACAAGCGGCUCGUGUGAUGGCUAGUGUGCAGGAUCUUGUUCAGCAGUACACAGAACUAUGUCAAGGCUUAAAGGAUUUGAAGGAAGAGCUAGAAGCACACUGGAAAGACGUACAGUUACCAAGCGAAGACUUUUUUGAACAAAUCAUGAGAGAACAUUCGAACCAUGUAUCCGAUUAUGUUAAUCGUCUCAAGAGCGUCUAUUUACGUAUGGAUGAGGCAUGGAAAGAUACAAUGGCGUAUUAUGGUGAAAGCAGUAAAGACAUGCGUCCAGAUGAAUUUUUCAAUGUUUUUGCAACAUUUGUAACACACUGGAAGGAUGCACUAGUGGUAGAAGAGAAGCACACUAAAAGCAGAGCUUGCGAAGAAAAGCACAAUUUCAGCGAAAUUCAAAGAAAAGAAUUGAUUAAUAGAAAUAACAAGUCAAAAUUUGAGGCUACAGCAUCUUCAGAUAUGUACUUUGAUCAGAUGGGAGAUGACAGGAGAGUUAUGGACAAUUUGAUAGAAAAGCUAAGAACAGGUGAAGGCGAGCGUCGCUCCCAUCAGCGCAAAAAGAAUCACCACAGAACAGCUGCAGGAAAUCACAACAAGGAGGUUCUGCGUUUACCGUUGACGGCAAACUGCCUUGAGAACGUUUUAGGGUCUGGUCGCUCAGACUCUACAGAAAUCAUACAAACAGCCGAAUUUCUUUUACAGACUUUACAUGACGAAUAA
Phycomyces blakesleeanus NRRL 1555(-) is the source of this 3858-nucleotide messenger RNA. RefSeq lists its product as hypothetical. Gene Ontology annotation, biological process: actin filament bundle assembly; mitotic actomyosin contractile ring assembly; barbed-end actin filament capping. Gene Ontology annotation, molecular function: actin binding; small GTPase binding. Lineage: Eukaryota; Fungi; Mucoromycota; Mucoromycetes; Mucorales; Phycomycetaceae. Gene Ontology annotation, cellular component: mating projection tip; cell division site. The transcript has 21 exons. Bases 1 to 3858 code for a protein of 1285 amino acids. The record is from RefSeq and is a predicted model, not a curated record.